Odontomachus brunneus is the source of this 1005-nucleotide messenger RNA. Its product is annotated as zinc finger protein 154-like. Gene Ontology annotation, molecular function: DNA-binding transcription factor activity; RNA polymerase II cis-regulatory region sequence-specific DNA binding. The transcript has 4 exons. Lineage: Eukaryota; Metazoa; Arthropoda; Insecta; Hymenoptera; Formicidae. The record is from RefSeq and is a predicted model, not a curated record. The coding region runs from base 1 to 1005 and encodes 334 amino acids. Gene Ontology annotation, biological process: regulation of transcription by RNA polymerase II.
AUGGAGGAUCUCGAUCCUCAUGAUAGUCGCAGUCGCUCGACUAUUUCCUCAGACUCGUCGAUCUUCGCGAGAUCUUUGCUGGGCGGUUUCUUCGCCGGGCUGAGCUGGAGCGGCGACGGCUCGCGACGCACCUCCAGGAGCGCGAGCAUUGCGACGACGACGGCAUCGUCGUCGUCGGCGACGGCGACAGCUGCGGCCACGAGCGAGGUGCCGGCACCGUUGGCGCCGCAGCGUCGCCCCCGGCUGCACUGUCCCUCGCGGCACGUCAACCGCAACAAUAACCAGUCGAUCAACAGCAGUAUCUCCGGCCUGACGCACGACCGUCGGCACACCUGCUCUAGGUGCGGCAAGAGUUACAAGAACGCGUACAUACUGAAGCGACACAUGCUAUACGAGUGCGGCAAGGCGCCCUCCUUCAGUUGCCCUCACUGUUCGUUUAGCUCCAAGUACGAGCGCAACCUGAAGGCGCACAUCAACCAUCGGCACGUCGACCUGCACCCAACGAUGCCCGGCCUCGUCGUCAAUCGCCCGUGUCGCCGUCAGUAUCCACAUCUGGACUACAACAAGCCGUUCGUGUGCGACCGCUGCGGCAGGAGGUACAAAUUGAGGUGGUCCCUGCACUGCCACAAAAGGGACGAGUGCGGCAAGGAGCCGCGUUUCAAGUGCUACUAUUGCAAUUACUGGAGCAAAAUACGAUCGAAUUGGAUCCGCCACGAAAAGAUCCACACCAAUCCCUAUUCAAGAUCGUGGCUGUUGGAGCAAAAGCACAAGAUAAGGCUCAGCAAUGUACCGGAGAAGUUUCGCGACUUGACGCUACUUGACAAACGAUACACGUGCGACACUUGCGGCAAGUCGUACAAAUGGAAAGAAUCUCUCUGCAAGCACCAGCGCAUCGAGUGCAGGAAGCAACCGCAGUUCAUCUGCAAGAUAUGCGGCUAUCGUUUCAUGCAUAAGCAUCAUCUGACGAAGCAUGUCACGAGAAUUCAUUUCGAGCGCUUAUUGUGA